GGGUCCUUCUACAGGCUUGGACUUGAGCAAAAGAGUUUGUAUCCUUAAGUGCCUCCACGGCUUGGAUUUUUUCUUCCAUGCCUCACAUUUGUUUCAAAUGCACAAGAAUUUAGGGCUGUAGGCGAUGCGGCCGACUAGCAAGGUAGCUCCCAAGAAGAGGGCGCUCAAGAAAUCGUCAUCGAGGGCGUCACCUCAGCAACAGAGGCUUGUCAACACCGGGGCAUCGUCGUUUGUUGAGUGCCCAGCUUGCCAGCUCAAGGUGGCUACCACACUGAUAAAUGUGCAUCUGGAUCUGGAUUGCAAGCCCGCUAGAAAUGCGUCUCAAAAGCAAACACCUCUCACUGGAAGAGAAGAAACCAUUUGUCUCGACGAGCAAGCUUCUUGUUCGUCGGUGUUCGUGGCACUUUCUUCUUCGCGUGUCCAGCCCAAACCUUCCGUUAUGAAUGGAUACCAGCUCGUUGAAAACUUUAUAUCUUGCGAGGAAGAGGAGAAGCUCAUCUUUGCAAUGGAUUCGGAUGCUAGGAAUCUCUGGAAGCCUUACAGUUUCACUGGCUUAAACAAUGGCAAGUCUUACGGCCUUGUGAUGGCUCUAGGCAAAAGGAAAAUCUUAGCUCCAAAGUUUGAGAUGCCACACGUCCUGGAGCCGAUCAUGGAGCGAAUGCGAAGCAUCCCACUUCUAGCCGAGUUCUUCCCCAACGAGAUGAACUCGCUGGAGUAUAUUAGGGAAUCCGGACACUUCCUGCGGCCUCACGUCGAUGAUCGCCAGCUCUCAGGCACAUUGAUCGUCAACUUAAGCAUGUGUGGAGAAUGCUACAUGACGUUCAAGCGAGAAAGGGGUGCGUAUGAGUGCCACAAAAUCCGAUUAAAGCAACGAUCUCUACAGAUACUUACCGGAGAUAGUAGAUAUAACUUCACACAUGAGAUUGAGAACCGGGACUUGUUAUCACCGAGGAGAGUUAGUAUCACGUUUAGAGAGGUGAUUUCUUAAGCAAGAAAUGCAAGUCACACAAUUGUAUAUGGUAUUUAUUCUGAGUUCCCACAACCUUGGAGGAGCUGUUAUGUACACAAAAGUUCUUCAAAUUUAAGAGAGAAAUUGAAUA
Messenger RNA from Selaginella moellendorffii, 1100 nucleotides. Its product is annotated as alkylated DNA repair protein ALKBH8 homolog. Lineage: Eukaryota; Viridiplantae; Streptophyta; Lycopodiopsida; Selaginellales; Selaginellaceae. The transcript has 7 exons. Gene Ontology annotation, molecular function: DNA binding; demethylase activity; oxidoreductase activity. The record is from RefSeq and is a predicted model, not a curated record. Gene Ontology annotation, biological process: DNA repair; oxidative demethylation. The coding region runs from base 125 to 988 and encodes 287 amino acids.